AUGAAACGCAUUAUGCAGAGAUUUUCGGUAAAUAAUUCACUAUUGGCGCGCGACGUUGCAAUACCGCCUUUUGCUAUUAAUAUGGAUAGUAUUGCUGCUACAUAUAAAUCGUCAUAUUGUAGUAAUGCAGGAAUGAAAAUACAGACUAGCGAUAAUUCCAGCACAGUCGAGAAGAAACCUAUUUUCAAACCUAAAAAGGUUUUGAUUCUAUCUAAAUUAACACGGUUGGAAUAUGAAAGGCAAAAUCAUCCAUUUCUUGACGAAACUCAGUUGAAAAAAGCGCUGGCACGACGAGGAUCUAACUAUGAUAGGCUUCGGAGGCGUUAUGAUGAACACUACCGGUUUUUAAAUGUUGUGAUAGGUGAACUAAGAGCUUGUGGUAUCGAAACUCGAACUGUACAGAAAGUCGAUUAUAAUAAUGCUGCAGUUUCAUGGGCUGAUGCUAUAUUUUCUGCGGGUGGUGAUGGCACAUUUCUUCACGCAGCUUCAAGAAUUUUAUCGGCGGAGAAACCUGUGAUAGGGAUAAAUACCGAUCCUAUGGGCUCAGAGGGCCAUCUUUGUUUGCUGAAGAAACUAUCGCACGAAUAUUUCAGAGAUGCCUUAAAACGAUUACUUGCUGGUGAUUUCAGGUGGUUAUAUCGACAACGUAUACGCAUACGUCUGGAAGGUGAUGUUGGAGAUAUCAAACCGUUUUAUUUGCAUGAAGAGCAGCUUCCUUUUUAUAACUCAAAAAAGCAGGAGAUGUUGAAAUCAACGAGAAUAUCAGGAAACAUUGCUGAAGAACAUGUGAAUGUGUUGUCAGAUUUGGCUUUAAAUGACGUUUUUAUCGGAGAGAGCUUAUCAUCACGUGUUUCGUAUUAUGAAAUUCAGUAUGAUGAUAGUGAGAUGGUGAAACAAAAAAGCAGCGGUGUUAUAAUAUGUACAGGAUCUGGCUCGACUUCUUGGUAUUUCAAUGUAAACAAGGUGACUGACCACUGUGUAUCUAGUAUCCUGGAUAUCGCUUCAAAGGAGAUCGGAUGUACGACACUGACAGAAGACAAAUCAUUAAUUCAGAGGAUUCGUGACAUUUAUAAUAGUCGUCUGCUGUUUACUCCAGACUGUAAAAAUAUGGCCUACUGCGUUCGCAAUCCAAUAUAUAAUGCAACAUAUCCAGAAUUCCCACCUCGUGGUCUAGUAAAGCGUUUACGACUACAUUCACGUUGUUAUGAUGCUCAUCUGGUUGUUGAUGGUCGAGUUGCGUACAGAUUUAAUGAUGGUGCUGAAGCAGUACUUGAGAUUCAUCCUAAAGAUGCGCUGAAAACGGUUGUGUUUCGAUGA
This is a messenger RNA of Brugia malayi, 1317 nucleotides long. Its product is annotated as GH09647p, putative. The transcript has 10 exons. Gene Ontology annotation, molecular function: NAD+ kinase activity. Gene Ontology annotation, cellular component: mitochondrion. Bases 1 to 1317 code for a protein of 438 amino acids. The record is from RefSeq and is a predicted model, not a curated record. Gene Ontology annotation, biological process: NADP+ biosynthetic process; NAD+ metabolic process. Lineage: Eukaryota; Metazoa; Nematoda; Chromadorea; Rhabditida; Onchocercidae.